Messenger RNA from Seminavis robusta, 2082 nucleotides. NCBI's taxonomy places the organism in Eukaryota, Bacillariophyta, Bacillariophyceae, Naviculales, Naviculaceae. The record is from the annotation of a GenBank genome assembly.
CCUCCUUGAUGGAUGGAGCUCUCGGUCCAUCGAGAAUUGAGAUUGUUGCCUGCACAAGAACAUUGGAGCGCAGAGUGUGAACCAAGAUGGAGGACAUCUUCAACAUGCUAUCGUCAUCCGCAAGGAUUGACAAGUCGAAGCGCAAGAAGAAAAAGAAGCGGCAGCGACCUCCUCAAGUGGAAUCAAUGGACGACAUUUUGGCACAAGACGGCAAUGCCAAUGACGAGCCAGAUGACGAGGAGGAGGAGGGUGUCGAAGAGAAGUCUCGUGAUCGCACUGGAAAACGCGAUACCAGCGAAGAAAAACUGAAGCAAGUUCGCAAGGAACAAAUUGCCGCCUUUCGCCGUUCCAUGGCAAUUCGAUUGGCCAACAAGCACGAUCCCGAUAUUCCGGAUCCAAUUUCCAGUUUUCAUGAUCUGACUCCUCCCACGUGGUGGAAGAGCGGCCAAGCCAUGUCCAGCUUUUGGAAACCCAUGCUGGUCAAUAUUGAAGCGGGCAGAUGGAAAGAACCAACUCCCAUUCAAAUGCAGGCCAUUCCAGCACUCAUGCACCGUCGUGAUUUCAUUGGAGCUUCUGCAACAGGCAGUGGAAAAUCUGGUGCCUUUCUCUUGCCAGCUCUACUCUUGAGCAGUGCUCCUUACGAGGCAUUCUAUGAUGCUAACAACAACAAUACUAGUGAUGAUGCUGACAAUGGCAAGAAGAAAAAGAAAAAAUCCAAAAAGAACGAAAAGAAACAAUCCGCCAAAAACAACCAACACCAGCCAGUUUCUAGACAAGGAGAGAUUCGAGGUCUGGUCGUGGCUCCCACAUUGGAGCUGGCGUCCCAAUUACAUCGCGAGGUGGAACGAUUGGGACAGGGAAAACCCGGUGGUGUGGCCUCACUGCUCCUUUCCAAGUCCAAUGCUGCAAAUGUCAUUGCCGGGUCUGCCGGUGGCAAGAAUGGUUUAGAUAUCUUGGUUACCACUCCUCUUCGAAUUGUGGACUCGAUUGAGAAGGGACUACGUCUAGAUGCUGUGCGUAUCGUCUGUCUGGAUGAGGUGGACCGUCUUUUUGACGCUGCUGACGGUUCGACGCCCACUCGUCACCCAAGGAACCAGAAUCCGGAUGACUCUUCUUCGGAAGAGGAAAACCGUAGUGACAGUGAGGAGGACGACGACGGUGACAAGAAACCAAAAGCCGGAAAGAACAAGGGUCGAAAUCCCAAGCAACGGCAAAGUAAAGACAACUCCACUGCUCAAACACAGCAACAAUCCGGUUCCUCGCAAACAAAAUCAUUCUUGGCUCAAAUGGAUGUCAUUCUUGACAAGAUCCCUCCCACCGCAGCACGAUGUCUCUUUUCUGCCACUGUCACGCCCAUGGUACGAUCACUGGCAGAGUCGGCUCUACGAAAUCCCAUAGAUGUCACAAUUGCAGCACCCGGUACCCAUGGUGGCGCCAACACCGAUAUUGAUCAGCAGCUCAUGUUUGUCGGUAGAGAGGAGGGAAAGUUGUUGGCUAUGCGGCAACUAGCUCAACGGGGACAGUUAAAGCCGCCAGUGAUUGUCUUUACGCAGAGCCAAGACCGUGCUCAGGCCUUGUUUGGCGAACUCUUGUACGAUGGCAUGCACGUCGACGUCAUUCAUGCUGGACGAUCCAAAGCGGCCCGUGACAACGCUGUGGCAAAGUUUCGACGGGGAGAUACAUGGGUGCUCAUUGCAACGGACCUUGUAGCAAGAGGUGUGGAUUUCAAGAGCAUCAAUAUGGUCAUCAACUACGAUCUACCUACUUCAGGUAUCAGCUAUGUUCAUAGAAUCGGACGCACGGGUCGAGCCGGAAGGAAAGGUACUGCCAUUACAUUGUUCACCGAAGCUGACUUUGAACACUUGCGAACCAUUGCCAAUGUAAUGAAACAAUCGGGUUGCAAGGUCGAAGAUUGGAUGCUCAAUCUGCAACGCAACAACAAUCGCAGAGAUAAGAACAAGAACCCAUGGAGGAAUCGCAUCGAUACCUCGCAUUAUGAUAGAAAGAAGAAGAGGAGCAAGCAACAGCAGAAUGACAACGAAUCGGAAGACUAAAGAAUAGUUAGUUAUACUUGGAACCGGC